Messenger RNA from Daphnia carinata, 3759 nucleotides. Its product is annotated as bumetanide-sensitive sodium-(potassium)-chloride cotransporter-like. Lineage: Eukaryota; Metazoa; Arthropoda; Branchiopoda; Diplostraca; Daphniidae. Bases 175 to 3591 code for a protein of 1138 amino acids. The record is from RefSeq and is a predicted model, not a curated record. Gene Ontology annotation, molecular function: sodium:potassium:chloride symporter activity. The transcript has 25 exons. Gene Ontology annotation, cellular component: membrane. Gene Ontology annotation, biological process: chloride ion homeostasis; sodium ion homeostasis; cell volume homeostasis.
GGUCGAUGCAACGGUAGUGCGAAUAAAACCUUACCUAACACCUUCUUUAAAACCGGGUAGCCGGCCAAUAUUGGUGCUAAAAGGCUUGGAAGCGGUCGUGGCCUUUGCUGGCUGCAGAAGAGACUUCAAGUACAAUCCAUCAGUGAAAGUCCUGUCCCAAACCAAAAAGUCGAAAUGGAUAAUCAAGCAUUCGAAGAACUAAGAGAAAACACGCCCAACGUACUGGAACAUAGAAAUAUCCAUGUUGAUACAGAAAUCGGGCUGGCGGCCACUGAGGCCAGUGUACAGCGAAGAGGCUAUCAAGGUCAAGUCCUUUCCACUGUACACGAAUUGCACAAUUCAGCAUUCGACAACAACCAAAAGGACCAGAAAUCAUCGGACCAACCUAACACUGGAAGUCGAUUUCACGUAUCGGCCGUUAGCCCCGGAAGUGGGACGGAAAAUGUUCAGCUGGGACCUGCCAAGAUAGAAAACAACAUCGUCUUUGACAAAGAAACACAACUAGAUACGAAUCGAAAAUCAAGGAUAGCGACCUUCAAUUCCCAGGAGAGAAAUCGAAAAAUGAGCCGUGAUGUUAUUCCGAGUAUAGAACAUUACCGAACGAAUCCUCUACUUCAAACAACCGCCAGACGGCCUACCAUGCACGAGCUAUGCCAUCAGUUAAGCGAGGAAGUAUCACUGCAAGAUUUCGACGAGACAUUAGCAAAGGGUAGCGAAAAUGAAGCUGAAGAUGAAAAGGUCACGGAAAAUGUGAAGUUUGGCUGGAUAGAAGGAGUUCUUAUCCGCAAUAUGAUGAGCAUUUGGGGUGUUAUGCUCUUUUUGCGGCUUUCGUGGGUAGUCGCUCACGCAGGAAUAGGUGAGACGUUGGUUAUUAUCGCAAUUUCGACCUUCAUCACUUUGGUAACGGCCCUAUCCAUGUCCGCCAUUUCAACUAAUGGCGAGAUUGGUGGAGGUGGUACUUAUUUCGUCAUGUCAAGAGUGCUGGGACCAGAGUUUGGUGGUUCAAUUGGAAUCAUCUUCGCAAUUGCGAAUGCAAUGGAUUGCUCGCUCAAUGUGGUUGGAUUCGCCCAAGCUGUACAGGACAUGAUGAUGGAGUAUGGUGGAUAUAUUCUUUUCGAUGGGGCCUAUAACGAUAUCCGUGUCAUUGGCACAAUUACAAUGAUAUUCGUUUGCGCUAUUUGUGGUCUCGGAGCCCAGUAUGAAACUAAGAUGAAAGACAUCAUGUUUGUUAUUAUGCUGGCAUCGUUAGUAAAUUUCUUAGCUGGCAGCAUAAUGGGACCAUCUUCCGAGUUGGAAGAAGCGAGAGGAUUUAUUGGAUACAGCAUGGACCUACUUGCUGAAAACUGGGAACCAGCUUAUACCGUCACUAGUGGUCAACUGCAAAAUUUUAUUUCCGUCUUCUCCGUUUACUUCCCUGCCUGUAUCGGUAUUCUAGCUGGGGCCAACGUUUCCGGUGAGCUAAAGGAUCCAAACACAGCUAUUCCUAAAGGAACUAUAUUGGCUAUCAUCAUUUGCAGUAUUUCUUACGCAGGAGUGGCUAUUAUUUGUGCUGCAACGAUGGCCCGUCAAGCUACUGGAAACGUCAUGGACUUGGUAAAUGGAACGCAUUUAAAUUGUACGUCCUCAGUCAAUGGUACCGACUGUCGCAGUGGACUUUACUACGACUAUCAGGCAAUGUCCUUGGUGUCUGCCUUUGGCCCACUUAACUAUGUGGGUUGCAUAGCAGCUACAAUCAGCUCAGCGCUGUCGGACUUUGUUUCUUGUCCAGCUCUACUGGAAGUCAUUGCAGCUGAUAAAUUAUAUCCUUAUUGGAUGGUUGGCUUUUGGGGAAAAAGAUCCGGAACAUCAAAUCAGCCAUAUCGAGCUUUUGGUUUCACUUUUGUUUUGGCCUUAGCUUUCGUCCUAAUUGCUCAACUGGACAUGAUAGCCUUGCUGAUUUCGGAUUUCUUCCUUGCUACGUUUGCCCUAAUGAACUUUUCUACCUUUCACGUCAGCUUGAUCAAACCAAUUGGAUGGCGACCAACCUUUAAGUAUUACAACACGUGGCUGAGUUUGCUGACUGGAAUUCUGUCAAUCACCUCCAUGAUCCUCAUCAGUCUUCCAAUUGCAGUGAUAACAAUUGCCAUUGUUCUCUUUUUCUACAUGGUUGUUCUUUACAGGAAACCAGAGGUCAAUUGGGGAUCGUCUACUCAAGCACAAACUUACCGAGCAGCGUUGACCAGCAUUCAACAACUUGUGCACAUUGAGGAACACGUUAAAAAUUACAGGCCACAAAUUUUAGUUCUAACUGGCCUUCCCAACACUCGUCCUGCUUUGGUCGAUUUCGCCUACCUCAUUUGUAAGAACAAUUCGCUAAUGAUUUGCGGCAAUAUCGUCGAGGAGAAAUUAAAGUACGAAACGCGAUUAAAACUGCAGCAGAAAGCUUACCGAUAUCUGCGUUUCACACACAUCAAGGGAUUUUGUGCUGUGGCAGAUAACUCAAAUCUUCAUACAGGGGUGGCUGCAAUGCUGGGCCUGGCGGGCGUUGGUAAAGUUAAACCCAAUAUCCUCUUGAUGGGAUACAAAAACAACUGGUCAACCUGUGAUAGAAAAGCGUUGGAUCAAUACGUGCUGACUAUACAUACUGGGUUUGAAAUGAACGUUGGAGUAGCAAUUCUUCGUCUACAAGAAGGGCUUGAUUGCUCGCAAAUCUUGGCCGAUAUUGACGACUUAAUUGUCAAUAAAUUUCCCAAAGACAAAAGUCAAAAUCAGCAAACGAACGAGUGGUCGGUCACGAGUAACACUUUUGGCGAUUAUCCAACGGGUGUCGACACAACCGUCACAAGCGUGACAAUGUUGAACGAUGAAAACAAGGUCGAGGAAACGGACGACUUGGAAUCGCCAAAUGAUAACGAAGGUAGACGAACUGUGGUACUGGGAGUUACGAAAAGCAAAAAGAGCAAACGAAGCAAAAAACUAGCAAUCACCUACAGGGAUCCCGAAGGAAACGAAUUGCCAAAGAGUGUGAUGAACAAGAUCAUCGUGUUUCAGAAAAAACAGAAAAAGGACACGAUCGACAUCUGGUGGCUAAGCGAUGACGGAGGUUUGACACUUCUCUUGCCUGUUAUUAUCAACAGUCGAUCGAAUUGGUCAGAAACUAAAUUGCGUAUUUUCUGUACGGCUUCUGGUGUUCAUGAACUGGAAAAAGAACAAAAGGGCAUGGCAGUUUUGCUGUCAAAAUUCCGCAUUGAUUACUCUGACCUAGUAAUUAUAAGCGACGUUGACGAAGCACCCAAAAAGAAAACCAAAAAAUGGUUCGAUGGUGUGAUUCGACCCUUCCUACAACCCGGGCCAAAUGGUGCACCACCUCAGGUAACUGAGCAACACCUCGAAAUGUUUCAGUACAAAACCAAUCGUCACCUCAAAUUACGAGAAUUAUUGCUGGAUCAUUCUUCAGACUCCAAUUUAGUUGUCAUGACUUUGCCGAUGCCUCGAAACCAAUCUUUUAAUGCUCCGCUCUACAUGGCUUGGCUGGAGGCUCUGACGGCCAACAUGCCACCAUUCAUGCUCGUGCGAGGAAAUCAGACAUCCGUUCUGACAUUUUAUGUUUAACCUGAUUGGUAUACAUAUAUAAAGGAAAGAAAAAGGUUUGUAAAAAAUCAUAAACGAUUGCCGUCAGCAUUUGCUCACGAACUAGACUGAAAAGCGACCAAAAGGACCAUAACAUCACAGUCUUAAUUGGAAGUGUAAAAAAGUUUAGCCAAUGAAUCAUUUAGCUAU